AUGGCCUCCCAAUGGCAGCCGAGCGCCGACUCGCUCAGCCAGCUCGCAUCAUGUCUCAAGGACUCCCUAAGCGGCUUCAACAAAGCUGCGCAGAAGCAAGCCGAACUCAUGCUGACACAGGCAAAGUCGUCGCCCGAUAUCAACAACUACCUCGUCUACCUCUUCUCGAGCACCACACCCCCUGACGGUGUACAAUGUACACCCGAAGACUUCCACCUCGUCCGUGCCGCCGCAGCCAUCAUGCUGAAAAAUAACAUCAAAACCGGCUGGAAGCAGAUCCCCGAGGCUAGUUUCGCCAUGAUUAAGACGGGUAUUCCCUUCUGCCUGGAGGACAAGAACUCUCAGAUACGGAACUAUGCAGGGAAUAUCGCCACCGAAGUGGUCCGCAGGGGAGGCAUUCUAAGCUGGCCCGAGUUAUUACCCAAGCUCCUCGAGUUGCUCGGGAACGAGACGGGGCAAGUGUCUCCUGAGGCACAGGAGGGCGCUGUGAUGGCGAUGGCCAAAAUUUGCGAGGACAAUACCAAGAUGUUGGAGCGCGAGCUCAAUGGCCAGCGACCUCUCAACUUCAUUUUACCAAAACUCGUUCAGGCGACCAAGAGUCCACUGCCCAAGGUGCGGGCUCAGGCCUUGACGGCAAUCAAUGUGUACACGCCUCGAAAGUCCCAGGCGAUGCUCAACGUCAUCGAUGACUUGUUACAGCACAUCUUCACCCUUGCCACCGAUUCGAACCCAGAUGUCCGACGACAAGUGUGCAGGGCGUUCGUUCAACUGGUGGAAACUCGACCUGACAAGCUUCAACCUCAUCUUGCUGGUCUAGUCGACUACAUUAUCACCCAACAGAAGAGCGACGAUGAAGAAUUAGCCUGCGAUGCGGCUGAAUUCUGGCUAGCCGUGGGUGAACACGAGCAUUUGUGGCAGUCUUUGACACCGUACAUCAGCAAGAUCAUCCCUGUAUUGCUAGAGUGCAUGGUCUAUAGUCCCGAAGACAUUGCUCUGCUGGGCGGCGCAUCAGACGACGAGGACGAGGAAGAUCGCGAAGAGGACAUCAAACCCCAGUUUGCCAAGAAAUCGACUGCCAGGACGGCCAACGGCGGUGAAGGGUCAGCCGAUGCAUCUCAGAAUGGAAAUGCAUACGAGAAGUUGGCCAGCAUGGAAGACGAGCUGGAAGAGGGCGAGCUCGAGGACUUCGACGAUGGCGACGACACGAACCCCGAUGAGCGAUGGACACUUCGAAAAUGCUCGGCGGCCGCCUUGGACGUUUUCGCCAGGGACUACCGUGACCCAGUCUUCGAGUGCAUUCUGCCGUACCUGACGACCAACCUCAAACAUGAGGAUUGGCCCUACAGAGAAGCUGCAGUCCUUGCUCUGGGGGCUGUAGCCGAGGGUUGUAUCGAUGUCGUAACACCGCAUCUCCCCGAACUCGUUCCGUAUCUCAUUACACUACUUAAUGACCCGGAGCCCGUGGUUCGCCAGAUCACUUGCUGGACUCUCGGUCGAUAUUCGUCCUGGGCAGCUCAGCUGAGCAAUCCCGCUCAAAAGCAAGCUUUCUUCGAGCCAAUGAUGGAAGGCAUUCUGAUGAAGAUGCUGGAUAAGAACAAAAAGGUGCAGGAAGCAGGCGCCUCGGCUUUUGCGAACCUGGAAGAGAAAGCCGGCAAGAACCUCGAGCCGUAUAGUGGCCCCAUCAUACAGCAAUUCGUGAGCUGUUUCGCAAAGUACAAGGACCGAAAUAUGUAUAUCCUCUACGACUGCGUUCAAACACUGGCUGAGCAUAUUGGUCCUGUGUUGGCACGACCUGAUCUCGUUAAUCAGCUCAUGCCGGCUCUGAUUGAUCGGUGGCAGAAGGUGUCAGACCAGUCGCGAGAACUCUUCCCCUUACUUGAAUGCCUCUCGUACGUCGCAAUGGCGCUGAACGACGCAUUCACGCCAUUCGCGCAGCCAAUUUUCAGCCGCUGCGUCAACAUCAUCCACCAAAACCUCGAGGCCUCCAUGGCAUUGGCCAACAACCCAGCACUUGAUGUGCCGGAUAAGGAUUUCUUGGUAACGAGCCUUGACCUCUUGAGCGCCAUCAUACAAGCACUCGACAAGGAGAAGUCGGCCCAGCUCGUCAGAGAGUCACAGCUACCGUUCUUUGAGCUUCUUACCUUUUGCAUGGAGGACCCUGCUGACGAGGUUCGGCAAUCGGCGUACGCCUUGUUGGGAGACUGCGCAAAAUACAUUUUCAAGGAGUUGCAAUCAUCUCUGAGCAACGUCUUCCCGGUGCUGUUGAAGCAAUUAGAUCUUGACAGCAUCUUAGACGAGGAGAUUGACAGCGGCUUUAGCGUCGUUAACAAUGCGUGUUGGUCGAUAGGAGAGAUAGCGGUGCAAUAUGGUGAUGGGAUGGCACCAUAUGUUCCCGAACUGUUCCAGCGCUUUAUCGAGACUAUCACGAAUCCUGGCAUACCCAAAGGAGUGACCGAGAAUGCAGCUAUAGCUCUCGGCCGUCUUGGGCUUGGCAAUGCCAGUCUGCUGGCCCCGCAUUUGGCCAGCUUUGCUGAAGAAUUCCUGACUUCAAUGGAUGAGGUCGACCCUAGUGAUGAAAAGGCCACGGCAUUCAGGGGCUUCACUGUCAUUGUUGAACAAAACCCCAUGGCGAUGGAGAAGUCGCUCCUGCACUUCUUCACGUCGAUUGCGCGCUAUAAGGAUCUAAAGUUGAAGAGCGACACUAAGAAUGGCCUUCAUGAUGACUUCCAAAAGGCUAUUGGCAUGUACCGUCAACUGAUUCCCCAGUUCAAUGAUUUCGUCAACCAGAUGGCGCCCCAAGAUCAGCAGGCCCUGAGGACCAACUACGCCCUAUAA
This is a messenger RNA of Pseudomassariella vexata, 2835 nucleotides long. Its product is annotated as armadillo-type protein. The record is from RefSeq and is a predicted model, not a curated record. Gene Ontology annotation, molecular function: nuclear import signal receptor activity; small GTPase binding. Lineage: Eukaryota; Fungi; Ascomycota; Sordariomycetes; Amphisphaeriales; Pseudomassariaceae. The coding region runs from base 1 to 2835 and encodes 944 amino acids. The transcript has 2 exons. Gene Ontology annotation, cellular component: cytoplasm; nucleus. Gene Ontology annotation, biological process: protein import into nucleus.